GAGCUGUGCGUUUAGAUUACGCUUCAGCGAUCGGCAGACUCUCCACCUAUUUGCGCUUGUCUUGUAGGGGUUGGUGAGUGGCAUCGACAGCAGUUGCCUUUUCAACGUGUCUUGCAGGAGAACUCGCAGCUGAAUCGCAUCACACCCUCUCCUUUUCACCAAACAGUGUCUGUUGGAUAAACACUCCCGCACAAGGACAAUAGCACUGUUUAUGGUUUUGACAGAAGAUUUUAAGAUGUCUCGCACAGACGAGGUCCACCGUAUAACGGAGAAUGUAUACAAGACCAUCAUGGAGCAGUUCAACCCCUGCUUGCGAAACUUCGUUGCCAUGGGGAAGAACUAUGAGAAGGCCCUCUCCAGUGUGACAUUUGCAGCAAAGGGCUACUUUGAUGCCCUAGUGCGGAUGGGGGAGCUGGCCAGUGAGAGCCAAGGAUCCAAAGACUUAGGAGAGGCAGCGUGGGAUGUGCUCUUCCAGAUGGCGGAGGUCCACAGACAGAUCCAGGUGCAGCUGGAGGAGAUGUUAAAGUCCUUCCAUAAUGAGUUACUCUCAGAGCUGGAGAAGAAGACGGACCUGGAUGCCAGAUACCUGACCGCGGCGCUGAAGAAAUACCAGAUGGAGCACAAGAGCAAAGGCGAGAGUCUGGAGAAGUGUCAGGCUGAGCUGAAGAAGCUCCGCAGGAAGAGCCAGGGCAGCAAGAACCCCUCCAAGUACGGCGAGAAGGAACUCCAGUAUGUGGAGACCAUCAGCAGCAAGCAGAGUGACCUGGACACCUUCAUCGCCGACGGCUAUAAGACAGCGCUGUCGGAGGAGAGGAGGAGGUACUGCUUCCUGGUGGACAGACAGUGUGCCGUGGCCAAGAACAGCAGUGCCUACCAUGGCAAGGGCAAAGACCUGCUUACCCAGAAGAUCCCAGUAUGGCAGCAGUCCUGCGCCGACCCCAACAAGCUCCCCGACAGAGCCAUGCUCCUGUGCCAGCAGAUGGGCUCCGUCUCAGGCACCCUGGUCCACAGCCCCUUGCACUCCUCCAAGGGCAACCUGGUCAUCUCCGACCCCAUCCCUGGAGCCCAGCCUCUGCCCAUGGCUCCGGAGCUGGCCGCCCUGAUGGGGAGCGGCCUAGGAGCAGGGAGGUUGAUGGGUCCGGAUGGCAUGUCCAUGGUGAACGGCACAACAGGGGUGCCUGGAGAGGAGUUCUGGGGGGAGGGUGGGAUGUCCCAGGUUCGUCCCCCGUCUCCCCAGCCUCCGGCCCAGGCCCAGCAGCCACCACAGAGGCAGGUCAGCGACGUCUACUCCAACACCCUGCCCGUCCGCCGGCCUGCCCCUGCCAAGAACAAGACCUCAGUGGGCGAGACGCGGACUCUGCCCCGGUCGAGCUCCAUGGCGGCGGGCCUGGAGAAGAACGACCGCAGCCGCGUGCAGGCCAUCUUCUCACACGCCGCCGGCGACAACGGCACACUGCUCAGCUUCAACGAGGGUGACCUCAUCACCCUGCUGGUGCCGGAGGCCCGCGAUGGCUGGCACUACGGCGAAAAUGAGAAGAACAAGUUGCGAGGCUGGUUCCCGUUCUCAUACACACGUGUGCUUCCAGAGAGUGACAACGAGAAGCUGAAAGUCAAUCUCCACCACGGCAAGAGCAGCAGCACAGGGAACCUGCUGGAGAGAGACGACCUGAUGCCGGCGCCCGAUUACGGCCUCACCGCACGCCUGCUGGCCCAGAGCCUCACACAGAGCCGCCCGCGCCCGUACAGCAUGGCCGGCUUCACACAGCCCGCACUGGAGGACUAUGACAGCCGCUUUGCCACAAGUUUGGGUCCAGAAUUAUCCCGGUUCUGAGUGGGCAGGACCUCCUGACCGCUCGCUGGAGGGCUACUUCAGGCAAACCUUCAACGAUGACCGAGCAGCUCCACUCUUCUAUUAGUCAGGGCUGGCCCAUGCCCUGUCAUCGCAUCACUCUUUUCUCUCUCUCUUUCUUUCUCUCUUCUCUCUCUCACCCUUUCUCUCACCAUGUCUCUUGUUUUUUUUUUUUUUUUUUUUGCUCUUUGAUAUGUCCUUUUUUUAUUUUUUGACACCCUGUCACUCUUUAAGCCUUCAUCUUUGCUGUCUCUUUGACUGUCUUUCUGUCUGUCUUUUUCUUGAUGUCUGCUCUCUCUGUCUCUGUCUCUGGCCAACUUUGGGCUGUGAUGGUGAGAGUCUGCUGAUGUUGAGUACUCCAUGGAAAUGAAGAGUGGAGACUAACUUGUGGCCCAUACUGCUGUUGCUGGGGUCACAUGGUUAAUGCAGCACAUCAUAUAGUUAUAUAGCAUCAUAUUUAAAUCAACUCAAGGUUGGCCUUUAAGUGUACAGGUUUUGUGUAUAGAGUGAUGUUUUUGGAGAGCUGGGAGAUAGUAGAUUUCACAACCCUGAAUCUGAUGUGGAGUAUAUGAAUGGAUCUCAAAACUGAAAUAUUUUUUUGUCUCUAUAUACAGUACCAUAUUAAUUUAAUCAGGAGUCGUAAUGAUUCAAAUGUGUCAUUUUUACUGUAAGUAUACCUUUUUCUAUUCCGGCACUGACUGCACAGCACCAGAAAGCGAUGAUGAGAGAUGGACAUUGAGACAUGUCUUGAUAAUUCACUUCUCCUUAAAUCUGAAGUGUUUAGGCUUGGAUUACAUCUUCAGCUUUGCUUUCUCUCUCUCUCAGCCAAACAGACUGUGCAAGUCCUCAUGAUCCUGUAUGGUUACGGUGACCUGUUCCUGCUCAGCGCACAAGUCUACAAAUAGUAGAGCCUAGUACCUGUUCUUUUUUUUGUAAUAAAUACAGAAAUAAUUUUUAAAAAUAGCAAUCAUCCUACUGUGGCACUCUACAGUGCUAAGAACAGUAUUCACUGCAACACUUUUUUUUUUUCUAAAGAGAGCUGCUACAAAUACUGAUUUCCUCUGGUCUGUCCUAAAAGGUCAACUUGUUAAUCUGUGCUUGUAAAAUAAUAGUUCUUUUUUUCUGACAGUGUUUCAAGGCUUUGUUCUACUCCAAUCUCUAGUAAUGCCUGUGCGUUGACCUUUGACCUGGACUGACCCUGUGUUUUUAGUUGAGACGCCGUGAACUUACAGUAGAUCUGGAGCACCAACAUCAUUGGAACUGUGCCUUCCUCUACACUCUGUUUAGUGCUCUGGGCAGCUUUUUGAUUUAAAAAAAUAAAAAAAACCUUUAAUUUAGGACUAGCAUAAGGAAAGGGAAAAAUACUCUGCAAUGUUGUUUGAUUUUAGAGUUUCUUUGUCUUUUCUAUCUUUUUUUUUUAAAUUCAUUUUCAAUUUUUUUUUUAAUCUGUUCAUUUGAGAGGUUACCUGCAAAUGUUGUUUGUAGUUAUGCACAAAACUGUGCUUAUGGAACAAAAUUGUGCAACAUUCACUGCAAACCCUCCUCUUAGAAUAACUGAGGCACUCCAAUCUAUAUUGGGUGCUUUGGGAAAGUUUGACUACUAGAAAUGGAGAAAAGAUUUCUCAAAAUGUGUGAAUGUGAAAAAGGUUUAUAAUGCGUGUUUGUGCGAAUGCAGAGAGUUCAGUCCACACUGACAGGCCUAAUGGAUAUCUCAUUACAAAUGUCUAGUAAACUAUGUUUGUGAUUUUGGCCAAGCGGAAUCAAAUUGGUUUUAUAUUGUUUAUAUUGUGAUGCAGCUUCUCUUUUGUUCAUUUGUUUGUCUGUAAGUCCAAAACUGUGCAGAAUCUAUAUAUUUUAAAUUGAAUAAUAAUUAAAAAUAAAAAAAAAUUCCCACAGUUCUACACAUUGAAUCACUACACUGAAUCAUUUGUCUGGGAUCAAACUGUGGAUUCCAGUGUCUGGCAAAACAAAAAGGAAACGAAUAAAUAAAUAACUAGCAGAAGCACAAGGACAAA
Molecule: messenger RNA, 3864 nt
Organism: Clupea harengus (Atlantic herring)
Lineage: Eukaryota; Metazoa; Chordata; Actinopteri; Clupeiformes; Clupeidae
Gene: baiap2a
Product: BAR/IMD domain containing adaptor protein 2a
Exons: 16
Coding region: 212-1831 (539 amino acids)
Biological process (GO): positive regulation of actin filament polymerization; actin crosslink formation; plasma membrane organization
Cellular component (GO): nucleoplasm; cytosol
Molecular function (GO): protein binding; cytoskeletal adaptor activity
Source: RefSeq, a predicted model, not a curated record